AUUCACUCUUCUCUCCACGGCCCUACCGUCUUUGUGAACCAUGGCAUUUCAUUUCGACGAAACUCGCAAGUAUAAGAUUAUCAAUGUGAAGGGUGGCACGUACAUGCGAGUGGAGGCAGCAACUGUAUCUGGAUGGGACUUCAACCGUCUCCACGAGAAUGAGAAGAUUUCCUUCCUUUGGACCAUCGAGAAAGACAGGCGCGAUGGUCAGAUAGCAUUGCAGUCAGACGACGGAAAGUAUCUCGGCUUUAUCGGUAAGCCAGAAGAGGUUAGGGACGGAACCACCCUAAUCCUCGGCUCCCAUCCCACCUUCUGGGAUGUUCAAUUGGCCGAGACGGUUACCAACGAGGCUCCGGCGUAUAAGAUCGUCCUCCCAGGAACCGAUUAUGUCGUCGAUCUCUCUGACGACGGCAAUUCGAAGGAUGGCACGAUCAUUCACCUUUGGAAGAAACACUCACAACCCAAGAACCAGGAAUGGCGUUUCGAGCAUGUAGAAGAAGGACGUCCACAUCACGCCUGAAACCUGAAUUGUAUUCCACUUGUACCGUUGUGCCAGACCAGCAUAAUGUCGAAUAUCGAACCUCCUCUUCC
Punctularia strigosozonata HHB-11173 SS5 is the source of this 591-nucleotide messenger RNA. RefSeq lists its product as uncharacterized. Lineage: Eukaryota; Fungi; Basidiomycota; Agaricomycetes; Corticiales; Punctulariaceae. The transcript is spliced from 3 exons. The record is from RefSeq and is a predicted model, not a curated record. Bases 41 to 520 code for a protein of 159 amino acids.